CCUUACUAAUAUUCAUUUCUUCUCCCAUCAAUCAAUACAAUAUAAUACCCGCCGAUUCCAAUCCCUUACAAUCAUCAUCAUCAUUCAAUUUCAGGACUGCAUUGAGGAAUGGUUUAAAGAUGGCAUCGCUCCGCCCUUCUGGAUAUGUAGACCCAGGGUGGGAGCAUGGUGUUGCUCAAGAUGAGAGGAAGAAGAAGGUCAGAUGCAAUUACUGUGGCAAAGUUGUUAGCGGUGGAAUUUACAGACUGAAGCAACAUCUUGCCCGCCUUUCUGGUGAAGUAACUUAUUGUGAUAAGGCUCCAGAAGAGGUGCGCCUCAAAAUGAGGGAAAACUUGGAGGGUUGCCGACUUGGUAAGAAAUCAAGGCAUAUUGAGUAUGACGAACAAUCCUAUUUGAAUUUCAGCACUACUGAUGAUGUGGAAGAUGAAGAGCAUGUUGGAUAUAGGAGAAAAGGUAAGCAGUUGUCAAGUGACAAGGAUUUAGUGAUAAAUAUGACUCCACUUCGUUCAUUAGGAUAUGUUGACCCUGGUUGGGAACAUGGUGUUCCUCAGGAUGACAGGAAGAAGAAAGUAAAAUGCAAUUACUGUGAGAAGAUCGUUAGUGGUGGUAUCAACCGCUUUAAGCAACACUUAGCUAGGAUACCUGGUGAAGUUGCUCCCUGUAAGAAUGCGCCUGAGGAAGUAUAUCUUAAGAUAAAGGAGAACAUGAAAUGGCAUCGUACAGGUAGGAGGCAUAGGCGACCUGACACUAAGGAGAUAUCUACCUUUUACCUAAACUCAGAAAAUGAAGAGGAAGAGCAGGAAGAGGAAGCUGCAUAUUGUGUGGGUAAUGAUAUACUUGUACUUGGUGAUAGAAGAUUUGACAGAGACUUGAGGAGAACUUUCAAAGGGUUGUCUGCUUGUAAUGGGUCUGAACCAUUGUCGAAAAGGCCAAGGUUUGAUGCUAAUGUUCUUAAGACACCCAAAAUUCAGAUGCCAGUAUCUGGCAAACAAGUGAAAGCAGGUUCCCCUAAGAGGUCCCGAAGAGAAGUCGUUUCUGCUAUAAGCAAAUUUUUCUAUCAUGCAGGAGUGCCUCCUCAUGCAGCCAACUCCCCGUAUUUUCAUAAAAUGUUGGAGUUGGUUGGCCAGUAUGGCACAGAUCUGGUAGGACCAUCAAGCCAUUUGCUAUGUGGACGGUUUCUACAGGAUGAGAUUUUGACCAUCAAAAGCUACCUUGAGGAGUACAAGGCCUCCUGGGCAAUUACAGGAUGUUCCAUUUUGGCGGAUAGUAGGAGAGAUUUUCAGGGCAGGAUGUUGAUCAAUAUUUUGGUUUCUUGCCCUCGUGGAGUAUAUUUUGUAUGUUCAGUGGAUGCCACGGGCGUAAUUGAUGAUGCAGCCUAUUUAUAUAAAUUGCUUGACAGAGUGGUGGAGGAGAUGGGGGAGGAAAAUGUUGUGCAGGUUAUCACUCAGAAUACACCCAGUUACCGGGCUGCUGGGAAGAUGCUUGAAGAGAGGAGAAGAAAUUUGUUUUGGACACCUUGCGCUGCUCACUGCAUUGAUCAAAUGCUAGAAGAAUUUAUGAAACUAAAUCGGGUGCGAGACUGUAUAGAGAAAGGGCAAAAAAUCACAAAAUUCAUUUACAAUAGGAUCUGGUUAUUGAAUCUAAUGAAAAAAGAAUUUACUGGAGGUGAGGAACUUUUGAGGCCGUCUGUCACUCGGUCUGCUUCCAGUUUUACUACAUUACAAAAUUUGCUUGACCACAGGGUUGGUCUUAGACGAAUGUUUCAGUCGAAGAAGUGGGUUUCAUCUAGAUUUUCAAAAUUGGACGAAGGUAAAGAGGUUGAAAAUAUUGUUCUGGAUUCCUCAUUUUGGAGGAAAGUACAGUUUGUUAGAAGAUCAAUAGACCCUAUAGUGGAAGUGCUUCAAAAGAUGAAUAGCGAUGAGAGCCUCUCAAUGCCAUUCAUCUACAAUGACAUGUACAGGGCAAAGCUUGCGAUUAAAAUCAAUCAUAAUGAUGAUGCACGUAAAUAUGAACCUUUUUGGAGUGUGAUUGACACUCACUGGAGUUCAUUGUUUCACCAUCCCCUCUAUCUGGCUGCUUAUUUCCUGAAUCCUUCGUACCGGUAUCGUCCAGACUUUAUUCUGCAUCCUGAUGUUGUACGUGGCCUCAAUGCCUGCAUUGUGAGAUUGGAAUCAGACAGCGCUAGAAGGAUUUCAGCAUCUAUGCAGAUUUCUGACUUUGGCUCUGCAAAAGCUGAUUUUGGAACUGACUUGGCAAUUAGUACCAGAUCAGAGCUUGAUCCAGCUGCCUGGUGGCAACAACAUGGGAUAAAUUGUUUGGAGCUGCAACGUAUAGCUGUGCGUAUAUUGAGUCAAAGUUGCUCAACGUUUGGGUGUGAACAUAACUGGAGUAUACAUGAUCAGAUGUAUGUACAAAGGCACAACCGUUUGGCACAGAAAAGAUUGAGUGAAACUAUCUAUGUUCACUACAAUUUGAGGCUUAGGGAACGACAAAUGAGGAGAAGGUCUUGCAACUCACCAUCCCUCGACAUUGUUCUGCAAGAAGAUUUAUUGUAUGACUGGAGUGUAGAGACAGAGAAACAACCCUUGCAAGAAGACGAGGAAAUACUUUAUAAUGAAAUGGAACAUGGGGAUGCAUACGAGAAUGAAUUGCAGGAGCUUGAUGAUGGAAAUGCAGACUCCAGAAAGAGAGCACUGGAGAUGGUGCUAGCAGAUGUGGUAGAGCCAUUGGAUGUUGAGGAUCCUGCUCAGGAUGAUGCAGCCUCAGGCGAUGAUCAAGAUCUGAACUUUAUUGAUGAUGAUAUGACUGAAUAGUAACAGGAAUGCGCCACCUAUGAAGAAAUGCGUAAAAAUAGUUAAACCAUUUAACUGGGUGUAAGAUUUAAUAGGUUCAUUUUCUCUUCUUCUUAGUGGUGCUUUGUAAGUUGGUAACAGUUUGUGUAUUCCUGGUGACAAAUUUUGUAAAUGGAUUGAGGUGUAACUGCAAAGAAGAGAGUUAUUCAAUUGUUUCAAAGUAAAAGGAUAAAAGUACUUUGAUUGUUCUGGCA
Molecule: messenger RNA, 3046 nt
Organism: Sesamum indicum (sesame)
Lineage: Eukaryota; Viridiplantae; Streptophyta; Magnoliopsida; Lamiales; Pedaliaceae
Product: hAT dimerization domain-containing protein
Molecular function (GO): DNA binding; protein dimerization activity
Source: RefSeq, a predicted model, not a curated record